CCCCCCUUUCCCACUGGCGAGCGUUGAGGAACGCGCUUGAACUAGCUGGAAAAACCCUUUUUACGCACGGAGAGCUUGGAGAGGCAGCGACGAGCGCUUCAUUUUUUAGAUCAGCAAAGAGUUUACCAGCAACAGCGGUGAGCUGAAGCAUCUGAGUGGGCAUGUGGUUGCUGGAGAAGCUGCGCAGCUCUGUGGAGAGCAGUGGGACACAUUCCCAGCCCCCGCAGACGACAGAGGCCAUUCCCGUUGCUGUGUAUGCCAAUGUGCUCACCCCCGAAAGGAUCCCUGAUUUCUUCAUCCCCCCCAAACUCAUCUGCUGCCCCCCUGAGGAGUCCACUAGCCCAGAACCCAAGCCCCGCACCAAUCUGAGACCCUCCUCCUCCGACAACGCUAUCUGCAGCCAGAGCCCCCGAGCCCGGAGCAGCAAGAGCGUCUGCAGCCCUCGCCUGUUCUGCCGCAACCUGCAAAAGUCUGCCAACCGCCACAUCAUCCAGAUAGAGAGUGCAGAUGAGCCGGGCACUGGGACAGUGGACAAGCACACCGUGGACAUCAAUACCAAUGCUGACCCUCAGUCACAGACUGCCAUGUCCUUGCCGUACGUCCCAAAAGCUCAGACCUCCUAUGGCUUCUCCACCUUGGUAGAAUCUCCUCACACUAGACGCAAGGAAAGCCUGUUCCACAGUGAUCCCAACAGCCCCCUUAACUCCCCAAGUUCCCAGAGGCGCUCCCAAGGGGGGACUCUGCUGGCCCCAGCUGACCCCAAUCCUUAUCGCUACUUCAGUGGAGGAGAGAGUGACACCUGCUCAUCCGCUGAGUCUUCCCCAUUUAACUCCCCGCUCCUCUCCAGGUCUGCUUCCCUACUUCGAUCUAUUACCCAGGAAACACAAGCCAAGGUAUCUCGUGCGAGACGCUCCCUGGCACGCCACAGUUCUCUCUCCACUGACGAAUGCAGCUCUGCCGACAACAGCCCCAACAUGCAGCGGCGCCGCGCGCGCUGCCCCCCCUCUCCUGCCUUCCGAGGAGCCAAAGCCAGCAGCUCCAGGCCAGCAGCCUCAGAUCUCCUGCAGCGUGAGCACACUAUCAACCUCCACAAGGGGGGCACCCUGAGGUUGAGCACCCACUACGACCCCGAAGCCUCCCGGCUAAGGGUGCGUGUGCUCGCUGCAGAGGCCCUCUACAACAGGCAGACGGACCUGAAAAGCAUUAACUGCUGUGUGGCUCUCUACCUGAACCCCGGCAAGCAGCAGAAACAACGGAGCACCAUAAUCAAGAACAGCAGGAACCCAGUGUUCAAUGAAGACUUUUUUUUCGAUGCACUGCCCCAGGCGCAAGUGAAGAAUCUGGCCAUGAAGAUAAAGGUUGUGAACAAAGGAACCAGUCUGAAGAGAGAUGUGCUUUUAGGUGAGAGGGAGGUGCUGCUCAGUGAGCUGCUCGCAAACCUCUAGGGAGACCUUGUCAAGGCUCCAGUGAAAGCGAGCGACCUUUUCAUCCCACCCUUCCGGGUACUGGGCAAGAAGCAGCAUACCAAUGACCAGGGAGCUGCAUCUUGCACACGGUGUUGUGUAUAUCGACAGAGUCCCUCUUGUCAUGACUAGUUAAGCUUAAACAAAGACAUGCAGACAUACUUUAAGCCAAGGGUCUCAAACUCCAGUCCUUCACGGCCGCUGUCCUGCAACUUUUAGAUGUGCCUCUGCUGCACCACACCUGAAUAGAUUAAUUAGGUCAUUAGCAAGGCUCUGGAGAACUGAUCUACACAAGGAGAAGGUAAUUAAGCCAUUUCAUUCCGGUGUUUUGUACCUGCGGCACAUCUAAAAACUGAAGGACAGCGGCCCUCGAGGACUGGAGUUUGAGACCCCUGCUUUAAGUGCUUGCUGGUAUGUUAGCAUUGUGAAUGGCAGAGCGGUGUUUGUGUAUUUUUCUUGACGCGCUGACUUUCCAAAAGGUGUUGCCCCUUUCUGAUGUAGCUCUUUUCGGUUCAUAUGUCUAACUUGAAGUUGUAUUUUUGUAAUAAAUCUACUCUAUUAUUGCGUACAAAAGUUUUGCAUGUCACUGUGCAAAUGCUAAAUGCCUUUGUGUACUUGAAAGACUGGAUUUGAAAGACUCCUAUUGUAAAUAUGACUGACACAAUGUGAGAAGUUUCAGAACUUAUCAAUAAAGAGCACACUAAAAAUACAGCAAGA
Messenger RNA from Gambusia affinis (western mosquitofish), 2180 nucleotides. RefSeq names its product C2 calcium-dependent domain-containing protein 4C-like. The transcript is spliced from 3 exons. NCBI's taxonomy places the organism in Eukaryota, Metazoa, Chordata, Actinopteri, Cyprinodontiformes, Poeciliidae. The coding region runs from base 162 to 1445 and encodes 427 amino acids. The record is from RefSeq and is a predicted model, not a curated record.